AUGGCUGUCGUAUCUGAUACUCCGACAGGGUACCUCAACAACCUCACGCCCGAACAGGAAGCCAAACUGCGCGAGUUUUGGGUCAUUAUUUUCACUUCUGUCGCUUCGGUUUUAUCGGCUGUUUAUGAUGUCCCUGUAUCUGAGGGUCCCUCAAAUAAGCUCUUCGAGGCAUUGGAUAGAAUCAAUGAACCGUCUGUCGAAGCUAUCGUCGCUGCUUUGAAGGGGGAAGAUGCCAAUGGGGAAACUACAACUGGAAUAGCCCCCGCGGAAACAAAUGGCGACACCAACGGCCAUACUAACGGCGAUACGGAUGGCGAAACGAAUGGCGAGUCCAAUGGCGGGAUCAAUGGACAUAUCAGCGGCGAAACGAACGGAGACAGCAAAGAAAAGAAGUCACUGGACAAAGUAGACUCGCUCAUGAACAAAGACGCCCAGAAGACCAUCAUGUCGGAAUUAGCAACGCGAAAAGUCUCCCCAGAGCACUUCGCCACACUAUUCACCCAGCUCCGGAAACUGGGCGUCCAAGAAUCAGAAAUCAAGUCAAUGGAAAGUAUUUUGGCCCAGAUGACACCCCAGGAGAUGUGUUUCGCGAUCCUGAAGAUGGUCAAACAAGAGCAUCCCGACAGCCUCCUGCUUCGCUUUUUGAGAGCCAGGAAAUGGGACAUCGGCAAAGCGUUCAGUAUGAUGACUUCGACAGUAUUGUGGAGAAAGGAAAUGGAUGUCGAUGACGAUAUCCUGCCCAAGGGAGAGGGAUAUGCUCUGGAACAAUCUAAGACCAGCAAGUCCGUGAAGGAUAAGAAGGACGGCACUGAUUUCAUCGAGCAGCUCAAGAUGGGCAAGAGCUUCCUUCAUGGCUUUGACAAACAGGGCCGUCCUGUUAAUUAUGUCCGGGUGAAGAUUCAUAAGCCCGGUGCUCAGACGGAGGAGACCCUCGAGCGGUAUAUUGUUCACGUUAUUGAGUCGACUCGGCUGAUUGUGGUUCCUCCAGUUGAGACUGGUACAAUUGUCUUUGAUAUGUCUGGGUUUUCUUUGUCCAAUAUGGAAUAUUCGCCCGUCAAAUUUAUUAUCAAAUGCUUUGAGGCAAAUUAUCCCGAAUCACUGGGCCUCCUGCUCAUCCACAACGCACCAUGGAUCUUCUCCGGAAUCUGGAGACUAAUUCAUGGCUGGAUGGACCCAGUCGUAGCUUCCAAAGUGCACUUCACAAAAUCAGUCGCCGACCUCGACAAAUUCAUCUCACGCACCCAGAUCCCACGAGAACUCAAAGGCGACGAGGACUGGCAGUACGAAUACGUCGAGCCGGAGAAAGACGAGAACGCCAUAAUGGAGGAUACCGCUACGCGCGACAAGCUCAUGUAUGACCGUAUGAUGAUUGGCAUCCGCAUGCUUGCUGCCACCGCGGCUUGGAUCUCUGCGACCACAUUCGCUGAAGGGAAGGAGGAUCCGGAGGCGGUGGAUGAGCUGAAGUUGAGACGGAAUUCUGUCAUUGAGGAGUUCCGAGUGAAUUAUUGGAAGUUGGAUCCGUAUGUCAGAGCGCGGGCGCUUAUUGAUCGGACUGGGGUUUUAAAGGCGGGUGGAAAUGUUGUUCGGCAGGCUUGA
This is a messenger RNA of Penicillium antarcticum, 1596 nucleotides long. RefSeq names its product CRAL-TRIO domain-containing protein. NCBI's taxonomy places the organism in Eukaryota, Fungi, Ascomycota, Eurotiomycetes, Eurotiales, Aspergillaceae. The transcript has 4 exons. Bases 1 to 1596 code for a protein of 531 amino acids. The record is from RefSeq and is a predicted model, not a curated record.